Molecule: messenger RNA, 790 nt
Organism: Catharus ustulatus (Swainson's thrush)
Lineage: Eukaryota; Metazoa; Chordata; Aves; Passeriformes; Turdidae
Product: reticulocalbin-3-like
Exons: 5
Coding region: 12-725 (237 amino acids)
Cellular component (GO): endoplasmic reticulum
Molecular function (GO): calcium ion binding
Source: RefSeq, a predicted model, not a curated record
UGGUGGCACUGAUGGACUCAGACACCUCUGGAGGGGUCUCCAGGGAGGAGCUCCGGGCCUGGAUCCUGCGGCGGCACCGCGGGGCCCGGCAGGAGGAGCUGAGGGAGGAGCGGCGGCGCCUCGAUGGCGACGGCGACGGCGUCGUGACGUGGCAGGAGUACAAGGAGAUCAGCUUUGGAGAGGGGGAGGAUUUCCAGGGCUCUCCAGACCCCGAUUCCCACCGGCAGCUCCUGCUCCGCUCCCGCCGUCGUUUCCAGGCCGCCGACGAGGACGGGGACGGGCGGCUCCGCGAGCCCGAGCUCGACGCCUUCCUGCACCCCGAGGACUUCCCCCAGCUCCAGGAGAUCGUGGUGCAGGAGACCAUGGAGGACCUGGAUCGCGACGGGGACGGAUUCGUGCAGGUGGACGAGUACAUCGCUGAUUUGUACCAGGGCUCCCCAGGCUCCCCAGAACCCCCCGAGAUCCUUCGGGAACGGGAACAAUUCCUGCGGCAGCGGGACCGCGACGGCGACGGCCGCCUGGGCCCGGCCGAGGUUCAGCUCUGGCUCAGCCCCCCCAGCCCCGACUGGGCAGGGGUGGAGGCCGAGCACCUCAUCCACCACGCUGACCUGGACAAGGAUGGAAAUCUGAGCAGAGAGGAGAUUUUGGGGCGCUGGGAGCUUUUCGUGGGGAGCCGAGCGACCGACUACGGGCAGGAUCUGCACAGGGGGCACGACGAGCUCUGAGCCCCAAAAAUCACCAAAAUCACCCCAAAAACAUCCCAAAAUAUUCUCAAAAUAUCCUCAAAAAA